Molecule: messenger RNA, 1839 nt
Organism: Danaus chrysippus (African queen)
Lineage: Eukaryota; Metazoa; Arthropoda; Insecta; Lepidoptera; Nymphalidae
Source: the annotation of a GenBank genome assembly
AUGAGUGCCGCUAGUUCCUCAUUCUACACUCUGGCCAGUGACCAGAGCGUGUUCAGCAGAGAUGUGGACCAGUGGAUCAGAGGGAACAACACGGAGAGUACGGGAGUACAGGGUAGCAGAGGUGCGGUACAUCAACGCGCCCCCCUCGUCGGUAAUGAAGCUAUCCAGGCGAGCGGCUUCUGGUACAUUCUGGCUCUCAUUCUUCCGCUCUUCAGCUGUUCUCCUUCCAAUCGCUGGAGAUGUUCCCCAAGUACAAUACUUCACACAGCUGAACUCUUUCUAACUCAAGUAAGUAGAGCCUGCAGACAUUUGCGUUCCUACAUACGUCGCCUGGCAACUAACCAGGUGUCCCGCGAGCUGGUGGCCACAGCCAUGGACGUGGUGCUUGUAGUAUAUGCCAUAGGUUUCCUCAUAUUAUCCAUACUAGUACGUGCAAUAUUCAAACAGUCUAACACUAAGUCAAAGAGACAUCAAAUAGGAGACGACUCAGCAGUCAGCAGUGCAACCCGGGCGUGCAACAUGGCCGCCCGCUUCGUGGUAAUCGCGGUGUGCGCAUGCGCGGCCGUCUCGCGCGCAACACAGCCGGCCGCUACGAUAUACUUGGACGUAUCACACCACGAAAACCUUGAAGUUAGGAAGAAUUACACGCCGGAACUGCUGCAAGACUUGGAGAAGGUGAAAGACGAUGCUCUGCUGCUUUAUAUGGAGUACACGAGCCAGGCGGCCGCUGAUGUUAAGGCUUUCAUCAGAAACAUAACAGGACUCACCAAGGACACCAUCAAUGAUAUGGAAACCAGGGUCUUGGACCGAGCCUCUCGUUCGUGUCGUGAUGAGUUCGACAAGGUUGUACAGAAGGCUCAGAAUGACGCUCACCGCGCCGCCCUGUUCAGCGGUGAAAACCACCACAAGUAUCUCCUGGGGCAAAUGAUUGUUAUGAGGAUGCAUCUCAAUAAGAGCGAAGAUUACCUCCGAAGAUGUGAAAAGGUUAACAAAGACUGUGGAGUUUCCUGCGACAAAACUCCGAAAUUUUUACGAUGGUGUCGUCUAGCGCAAGUAGAAAUUAACAGAGUGAAGGAAGACAUUAUACACACAAGGAAAACAUACAGAGAUUUGAUCAUACAUAACAGAAGGAAACUUGGACAUUUGAAGAAGAUAGCACGCGUACGAGCUGGAAGAGCUGUGACGGCUGUGGAAACUUGUAAUACGACGGAAUCUAAUCUCAACACAUACGUGAAAUAUAUUAAUUCGUCUCUCGACCUGGACAAGAGUGAUCGUCUUCUCAUGAGGAGGUGGUCCGAGGAGUUUCAGCUCCAGUUAGUGAACAUCACGUCUCAAUACAGACUUGACAUGACCCGCCACAAGGAACACAGCUUUGUGAUCAUUAAAGCUAACUCCAAGUGGAACGAGUGCAUUAAGUUACAUCGGAAUGAAAUAGACAAAGCUCAGACAACAUAUUUGACGAAUGAAGCGGAAUGCUUGAAGGACGCCAACACGAACAAAAAUAAAAAGAAACAUACGGUGUUCCAAAUGGAGAAGGAGAUAAGAAAAUGGCGGAAGAGCUACAGAUACAUAAUAAAACAAUGCAAAUCGGAGAAUCCUAAAGACGACGAGGCAGUUGAUGACUGUGUCAUAGAUUAUAUCCAAAGAGACAACUAUCAUAUAGCCUUCCAAAGACUGAUGCUGCUGAAGCUUGAGGCUAUGUCGGAGCUGUUCGAUCAGAUCAUUAGGAGUCAGAAGGAAUUAGAAGACUGCUUGAAGGUGACCCUGACUGAAUACUUGGAUACAGUCAGAACUAUUAUGGGCUAUUUAAACAAGUGUUAUAGAAGAGUUGUUUCAUAA